Ochotona princeps (American pika) is the source of this 2468-nucleotide messenger RNA. RefSeq names its product F-box and leucine rich repeat protein 20 (gene FBXL20). Gene Ontology annotation, biological process: SCF-dependent proteasomal ubiquitin-dependent protein catabolic process. The coding region runs from base 16 to 1608 and encodes 530 amino acids. The transcript is spliced from 15 exons. Gene Ontology annotation, cellular component: SCF ubiquitin ligase complex. The record is from RefSeq and is a predicted model, not a curated record. Gene Ontology annotation, molecular function: protein binding. Lineage: Eukaryota; Metazoa; Chordata; Mammalia; Lagomorpha; Ochotonidae.
GGGCGGCGGUGCCCAAUGAGGAGCGGCGUUGCUGGCAGGUGGGGAGUGUUUUUGUUUUGGGUUGAAGUUGAGGUUGAGGAGAGGCGAGCUAGCGACGAGCCAGUCGUCGCGGCCGCGGGUGCCGCGGGACUCGGUGGAGGCCCAGCUGGAGCCGAGAGGUGUCUCUUCCUCGACCGACGGCCCGGGCCCGGCCCCUCGCUGGCCUCCUCCUCCUCGACCCGGAACUCCCGGGCCUGCCCUAGGCCCCCUGUCUUUUGCACGCCGCAGCGCCCAGCCCGGGCCGCACCCGCCGGCCUCAUGAGGAGGGACGUGAACGGAGUGACCAAGAGCAGGUUUGAGAUGUUCUCAAAUAGUGAUGAGGCUGUAAUCAAUAAAAAACUUCCCAAAGAACUACUAUUACGGAUAUUUUCUUUCCUGGAUGUUGUUACCUUGUGUCGCUGUGCUCAAGUCUCCAGGGCCUGGAAUGUUCUGGCGCUGGAUGGAAGCAACUGGCAACGCAUUGACCUGUUUGAUUUCCAGAGGGAUAUUGAGGGCCGUGUAGUGGAGAAUAUUUCAAAACGAUGUGGGGGCUUUUUAAGAAAGUUAAGUCUUCGUGGGUGUCUUGGAGUAGGAGACAAUGCAUUAAGGACCUUUGCACAAAACUGUAGAAACAUUGAAGUACUAAAUCUAAAUGGAUGUACAAAGACCACAGAUGCGACAUGUACUAGCCUUAGCAAGUUCUGUUCAAAACUCAGGCACCUAGACUUGGCUUCCUGUACAUCCAUCACAAACAUGUCUCUGAAAGCACUAAGCGAGGGGUGUCCGCUGUUGGAGCAGUUGAACAUUUCCUGGUGUGACCAAGUAACCAAGGAUGGCAUUCAAGCACUAGUGAGAGGCUGCGGGGGUCUCAAGGCCUUGUUCCUGAAAGGCUGCACACAGCUAGAAGAUGAAGCGUUGAAGUACAUAGGUGCACACUGUCCUGAGUUGGUGACUUUGAACUUACAGACUUGCCUGCAAAUCACAGAUGAAGGUCUCAUCACAAUAUGCAGAGGGUGCCACAAGCUGCAGUCCCUCUGUGCCUCAGGCUGCUCCAACAUCACGGAUGCCAUCCUGAAUGCUCUAGGUCAGAACUGCCCGCGGCUUAGAAUAUUAGAAGUGGCAAGAUGUUCUCAAUUAACAGAUGUGGGAUUUACCACUCUGGCCAGGAAUUGUCAUGAGCUUGAAAAGAUGGACUUGGAAGAAUGUGUUCAGAUAACAGAUAGCACAUUAAUUCAACUUUCCAUACACUGUCCUCGACUUCAAGUAUUGAGUCUGUCUCACUGUGAGCUGAUCACAGAUGACGGGAUCCGUCACCUGGGGAACGGAGCCUGCGCCCAUGACCAGCUGGAGGUAAUCGAGCUGGACAACUGCCCCCUGAUUACAGACGCGUCCCUGGAGCACUUGAAGAGCUGUCACAGCCUCGAGCGGAUAGAACUCUAUGACUGCCAGCAGAUUACCCGAGCUGGGAUCAAGAGACUGAGGACCCAUUUACCCAAUAUCAAAGUCCACGCCUACUUCGCACCAGUCACCCCACCCCCAUCAGUAGGGGGCAGCAGACAGCGCUUCUGCAGAUGCUGCAUCAUCCUAUGACGAUGGAGGUGUUCAACCUUGCUGAACUGAGUAUUUAAUGACACUUCCAGAGUACCGUGAAGUCUCUCCAGUGGAAGCAGCCCCGUGUGGGGGCAAGGAUUUCACAAUGAGGGAGGGCAAUGUCCAGAUCCCCAGAGCCACACAGACAUAUGCCUACAAACCCUCAUCCAUCCACUCAAGCUCUGUAACAGUGGGACUGCUGUUCUUGUUGGCUUUAUCAAGUGGCUUGGUAAACCUGAACCAUUCCGGUUGGACGUGCCCAGAAGAAAACCACAGUCCAAGGUAGAUGGAGGGAGCAUUCCAGCAAACCCAGUGUUCCUGCUACUGGGGUUUCUUUUUUUGCUAAGGGAUCUCUUUGGGGAUUUUUGGAAUGGCUGUCCUCCAGGGUCAAAAAAGCAUGGAAAACAGUAUAUGAUGUAUGCAGGGACCAGCAAGAAAAUUUCUUUGCAUCUUAGAAAUGGUGGCCAUCCGUUGUGAGAUGACCACAGGGCUUCUGUGCUUCCUUGUUUCCAUGCCAACAUGCUGAGCAUGCUCACAGAGAAGGCUUGUCCAUUCCUCCUGUGUUGUAGUAUUUGGCCCUGAGGUUUCCUGAUAGUUUCAUUGGAAUCAUUGUGGUUUAACAGUGAUUCCUUAUUCAUUCAGCUGUCACUAUCUGUAGCACACUUGAGCAUCUGUCUUCCAUCCUCUGUUGCUCCCUCCCACACUCUGGCUUAGUCUUGUCACCUGUUCAUAGUCUCCUAACUCACACUCAGUUGUUACUCUUUUGCUGUUGUGUUUACAGUUUGCAUUUUGGAUGAUUAGUUGGGGUUACCAAACAUUUUUAAAAACACAUUAUCAAUAAAUAUUUUUUUAAUUCUAAA